AUGCCACCCAAGAAGAGUUAUCAAAAGAGAGAACCUAAGGUUGCUGUUACCAACGAUCCUCGUUUUACCAGUGUACAUAAUGAUCCUCGUUUCUUGAGACCCAAGAAGAAGGAUAUGAAGGUCACCAUUGACAAACGUUUUGCUGGCAUGAUGAGUUCCACUGAAUUCAGUGAUGGACCUCGUGUGGAUAAAUAUGGUCGUCGAUUAAACCAAGGCACAGCCGAAAAGGAAUUAAAGCGUUUCUACCAACUCGAAGAAGAAGAAGACGAAGAAGAAUCCGAUGAGGAUAAAAGUUUAGAACAAUUAGAAAAGGAGCUUGCUGAAGAUGAGGAGAACUUGCUCGAUGAGGAAUCUCAAAACGAAGAGGAAGAAUCUGAUGAGGAAUUAAGUGCAAAGGCAGGUUUUGAUCCUAUGCGUGGACGUGGUGAAAUCUCUUCUUCUGAUGAGGAUAGUGAUGAGGAAGAAGUGGAAAGUGAAGAGGAAUUAGAUGAGAUUGAUGCUAGUAAACAUAUUGGUGAAGGAGAAGAGACGAGUCGUUUAGCCCUGGUGAAUAUGGAUUGGGAUAAAAUUAAGGCAGUGGAUAUCUUGAAAGUACUUUCUGGUUUUAAACCCGAUACAGGCAUCAUUAAGAGUGUAGCUAUUUACCCUUCCGAGUUUGGUAAAGAGCGUCUUGUGUUGGAAGAUACCCAAGGUCCCCCACAAGAAAUCUUUCGUAACAAAAAGAUAAACGAGGACAGUGACAAUGAAGAAGUCACAGCCGAAAGCAUUGUCAAGAAUCAAUUAGAGGAAGGAGAUGGUCUUGAUUUCGAUCAAGAAGCUUUACGUAAAUAUCAAUUGGAUCGUCUUAAAUAUUAUUAUGCUGUUAUCGAAUGUGAUUCCCCUCAAACUGCUAAAGUCAUUUACAAGACCUGUGAUAACACCGAAUAUGAAAGUAGUGCCAAUUUCUUUGAUUUACGUUAUAUCCCUGAGGAUAUGACCUUUGAUGAUGCUCCCAAGGAAAUCGCUACAGAAGCACCUGAAGGUUAUACACCCACCAAAUAUAAAACAGAUGCCUUACAACGUACCAAAGUCAGUUUAACCUGGGACGAAGAUGAUGUGGAUCGUUUCCAAGUCACACGUCGUGAAUUCACACAAGAUGAUAUCAAGGGUCUUGAUUUCGAUGCUUAUCUCGCUUCUUCCGAUGAAGAUGAGGAAGAAGAAGAGGAUGUAGAUGCUUUACGUGAAAAGUAUCGUAAAUUAUUAGGUGGUAACCAUACCGAAUCUGCUUAUGAAGAUAAACCUCAAGGUGAAGAUGAAGGUGAUAUGGAGAUUACCUUUACACCUGGUUUAAGUGAAAAAGCUGGUGCAGCCGUUAAAAACAAGGAUACAGUGGAACAAGAAGAGACUUCAAUUGAGACUUAUAUGCGUAAACAAAAGGAAAAGAGAAAGGCCAAGAAACUUGCAGCUGCCACUGUUACAUCUGACAAGGAAGAAGAA
Mucor mucedo is the source of this 1476-nucleotide messenger RNA. RefSeq lists its product as uncharacterized. Lineage: Eukaryota; Fungi; Mucoromycota; Mucoromycetes; Mucorales; Mucoraceae. Gene Ontology annotation, molecular function: RNA binding. The annotation marks the transcript as partial. Gene Ontology annotation, biological process: rRNA processing. The transcript has 2 exons. The record is from RefSeq and is a predicted model, not a curated record.